AUGGAUAUAUAAAAUCUAUAUGGUAAUGUAGAAUGGAAAACCAAUGAAGAACCAAUUAUUUAAUCAACUUUUGAAUCUAUGAAACUAAGGAAAGAACUUUUGAGAGGCAUCAAUGCUUUUGGUUUUAUACGACCCUUAGAAGUUCAAUAGAGAGCAUUAGUCCCACUGAUUUAGGGUAGAGAUGUUGUAAUCUAGAAUUUUAGGAGUACAGGGAAAACAACAGUAAUGAGUUUAUCAGUACUAUCGAUCUUUGAUUUAUCUGUAAAAAAAAUCUAGGUUUUGAUUCUGUAGAAAACAAGGAAAUUAACAGAAGAAAAUGCAGGCUUAAUAAUGGCUUUGGGCAAAUUUCUUAAUGUUUCGAUUCAUGCGUGUUCUGAAGGAAAUUCUAUUUAGGAUGAUAUUAGUGUCGUAUAACAAGGGGUUUAAAUAGUAUUAGGUACUCCUGAUAGAGUUUUUGAACUAGUAUAGAGAAAGGAAAUUAGUUUUGCUCAUUUAAAAAUGAUAAUUUUGGAUGAAGCUGAUGAAAUGUUGAUUGAUGAAUCUAAAUCAUUGGUUUAUUGUAUCUUUAAAUACUUGCCACCAAAACCUUAGUAUGUCUUAGUCACAGCAACUUUAUCUUAAGAUAUACUAGAUUUUAUUGAGAAAUUCUUCAACAAUCCACUUGUGAUCAUGGACAAAAGAAAUGAACUGACAUUAGAAGGAAUUCAAUAGUUUUUUAUUCAAGUUGAUAAAGAGGAUUGGAAGUUUGAGACUUUAUGCGAUUUAUACGAGAUAGCAUCUAUUACCUAAUCAGUUAUCUUUUGCCAAACAAAAUAAAAAUGUGAAUGGUUAGUGAAUAAAAUGUUAGAAAGCAAUUUUACAGUAGUUUAAAUACAUGAAGGUAUGAGUUAACAAUAAAGGAAUGAGAUUAUGAGGGAUUAUAAAUAAGGAAUUAAAAGAGUAUUGAUUGGUACUGAUAUUUUAAGAAGAUGUCUUGAUAUUGAAUAUGUAUCCUUGAUUAUCAAUUAUGAUGUACCAACCUCAAAGGAAUUAUACAUUUUAAGGAUUGGAAGAAAGGGUAAAUUUGGAAGAAAGGGAGUGGCCAUUACUUUGAUAAGGUCAGAAGACUUCAAAAUUCUAAAUUAAAUUGAAUAAUACUAUUCAACUCAGAUUAAAGAGUUGCCAAUAAAUUUUACUGAUAUUUUAUGA
Paramecium tetraurelia is the source of this 1188-nucleotide messenger RNA. RefSeq lists its product as uncharacterized. Gene Ontology annotation, molecular function: mRNA binding; ATP binding; RNA helicase activity. The record is from RefSeq and is a predicted model, not a curated record. The transcript has 5 exons. Lineage: Eukaryota; Ciliophora; Oligohymenophorea; Peniculida; Parameciidae. Gene Ontology annotation, cellular component: catalytic step 2 spliceosome; nucleolus.